AUGAAACCGAUUGCCAUACAGGCUCCAACUUUACUGGAGGUAAAAGAACCGUUGCCCGCUCGACAUGGUAGCGGAGCCGGUGCUGUAAGACCUGCCCUUGAGCAGGCAGCCCGGCUAGGGAGAACCACAACGGCCCGAUCAGGGACCUCGACCACCAGGAGAGCAAAAGUGCCCUGGCUACCGAUCCUCCUGCUGCUGGGCACGAUCGCAGAAAGCUCUGGAGUAGUUCCGAGCUGGACCCAGGAGGUUGUCAACAUCGGUGGGCCUCAAUUCGAGUUUGGUGGUCGGUGGAAAGUGAGAAGGUUGGAGGUGCAGCCGGCGCAAGUCAGCUACGACCUGGACGACCUAGGUGGCCUUGAGAAGUAUAGGUACAAGGCGGACUAUACGGAGGUGAAGAGGAUCUAUUUGCAGAUCUUUGUGGAGGUCGUAAAACGGACCUUCAUCACGAUGGCCGAGCAGCUUCAGCAGAUCAGAGAGGUGCUGGAUGGCCUGACCCGCAACCAGGAGCAGAAUCAGUGGGCCCGGAAUGUCAAAGGGCCGGAAGUCUUCAAAGCUGACACCCGCGAGAGCGAGUUGAAGCAAUGGGAGGACUGGAAAUUUACUUUGGAGAACUGGGUCAAAGCGGUGGACCCAGAGAUGUACCUGGACAUGAAGCGGGUGAAGCUCUUCGGAGUGCUGGCUUCGUAUCUACGGGGCCGGGCACUCAAGCUCAUCAAGCACACGCCAGAAGAGAACGGCUACGAAGCGUGGAGGCUGCUGCUGAGAGACAUGCAGCCGAGCACAAGGCAGAGGGCAUUGGCUUUGAUGACCCAACUGUCGAGGAUCACCUUCGCCCCGAACAAGUCCAUCAUGGAACAGCUCCCGGCCUACGAAGCCCUGGUCAGGGAGUACGAGAGGGUCUCAUCUCAGGUGUACCCUGAGGACUUGAAGGUUGCAUCAAUCCUUUCCGCCUGCCCUGUUGGUGUGAGGACGCAACUGCAGAUGAUGGUGAGCGAGGAGACGACGUUUGAGUCGCUGAAGGGAAGGAUCGAACAAUACGAGGCGAUCACUACGAAAUGGAGCACAGAAAAUGUGCUCGGCUUGCCCAGUCAGACAAGCAUGGAGGGUCCAACCCCAAUGGAUGUGGACUACAUCGGCGGCUAUCAGAAGGGCAAGAAGGGCAAAGGUGGAAGGAGAUUGGACCAACUAUCCUGCUUCGCCGCUGGCAUCGGGUACUACCGGAGGUGGAUCUACGUCAGGAUGAUCAGGCUGGUCACGCCACCCGACAUGAAUGAGACGAGGAUGUUUGACCUCACUGCCGGAGAAGACGAGUUCCUGGGGAUGAUCCAGGAAAUUGAUGACGAGAGCUACUCGGUGCUGAUGGUAAAGGGCGAGAACGCUGGGCCAUACUACGAUGCCUACGAGCCCGUGGUGGAGGAGAUUGGAAAGGCCACGGUGGUGGCUAUGGACUUGCAGGACGAUAACUUCGAGACGGAAGACGAGACCUACCAGGUGAACAUGGUGAUGGACGAAGAGAUGGAUCAUGGAUGGUCCAAGGUGGUGAUGACGGUGGACUCCGGAGCGGACAUUUCAGUCUUACCGGAGGAGUUUGCUGGAGUUGGAGAAGAAGCCCAUGGUGGUGGAAGACAAAUCAUCAUGAAGGACGCUCAGGGCAACAUCAUCCAGCAGAGCGGAACGGGAAAGGUGAAUUUCGCCAUGAUGGGCAAGGACGGCAUCCCGGUGAACUUUGUGGAGAAGUUCAUCGUUGGAAAGGUGAAACACCCCAUCCUAUGCGCUGGACGUCUCCUUCGCAGUGGCUGGGAGAUGAGAAGAAGUGAGGAUGGGCUGAACCUCUGGCACAAGCAAGGGGUGGAGAUCCCAUUGGAGAUGAGGAAGAACAGCCUACAGGUCGUGGCUGAGAUCUGCUCGGUGGAGACUGAGGACAACCAGCACGAGGAGGAAUGGAACACGGUGGAGGUUUGUGCGCUCGAGGGCUUCCUGGGAGCGAGCUUCAAGGAGCUGGAGAAGACCCCCGGCUGGCACGUAUUGCCAAAUGGCCUGGCGGCCUACAGUGAUCCGGUGGCCACACAGCUGCUGGACCCGUCAGGCACCUUUGAGUGGAAGGCGAGGAUGACCUUCAUGAAGACCAAGGAUGGCAAGUGGAUGCAGGUCGAGAACGUGAGCGACUACACGGAGCUGGGGAACAUGGCGUUCAGGCGUUUUGGCCCCACAGAAGAUCCGCAAAGGACCAUCACCGUGGUGGCCCCGGCGAAGAUGAAGGACUACUUCGAGGUGGACUCAGAAGUCCCGGUGGCACCAUUCCCCACUACGUUCAGGGAGCUCCAAUCAGAUGAGCUGGGCUGGUCAGAUGAGGAAGUCGGAGUUGGAAAUGAGGAGCUGAUGCGAGAAGCGCCAGCAGAAGGUCAUGAGGAUGAGGCAGCAGCUGAGGAGCGCGCUGGACAGCGCAAGGAGGUGGAAAUGGAUGCAAUCAGGUACAGCCUCGACAACUCCCUGAAGGAACUGCGAGAAGGAUGUGAGAGGCAUGGCCUGCCUACCUCAGGGAGCAAGUCCAAGCUGCUCAUGAGGCGGGAAAACUUCAGGAUGGACCUCGAGGCCAAGAUGCAGACAGAGAUUGCGAAAAAGCUGUACCGCGAGAAGGAGCGGAAACCUGUGUCUUUGGGCAUUCCAAAGAGGCCAUCCCUGGAGCAGCAGAACGAACACAACCUCACGCACUACCCUUUCGCCGGUUGGUGCCAGGCCUGCCUCAGCACGCGAGCAAAGGAGGAAGUCCACAGGAGAGACGCCCGGAAGGACGUGGAGAGCAACAAAACGGUGAUCAGUUUCGACUUUGGCUACACCUACGUGGACGACUACGGCAACGAGAGAAGCCCAGAGGAGGUGAGAGAUGCGGACGAUCAGUAUGGCACUGUGUUGCAUAUCGCUGAUCAUCACACGAAGGCGGUUCACGCAGUGCCUGUGCUGAGCAAAGGAGCCCCCAACCUCAAGUUGAUGGUGGAGGAGCUGGUCAGAUUUGGCAUGCAGGUGGCUGGAGGAGACCCCGUGAUUUAUCAGAGCGACGGGGAGAGGUCAACAAAGCAGCUUCUUCGAGCUGUUCAGCAUUGCAGGGCCAACCUAGGCCUGGAAACCGAGAUCCGCAUCUCAGGAGUGCAGCAACAUGCCUCGAACGGGCAAGCAGAGAGGACAGUGCAGAGUGUGAGAAGGCUGGCAAAUUGCCUCAGGUACUACGCGGAGGAGCAGGCCCAGGUGACGAUUUUGGGCAACUCGCACGUCUACCCAUGGAGCUUUAGACAUGCUUCAUGGCUGAUCAACCGGUACCGCGUGCUGGAGAAGGAACGGAGGACGAGCUUCGAGGUGUGGUCAGGCGGUGCUGUGGAGUCAAGGACUGUGAAGCGGAUCCCGGAUCAGUUCAUCGGCACUGACCUGGUGAUUGUGAAGGGACUGCCCUGGAACUACUCCGCCUCCGGGGUGCUCAUGAAGAAGACAGGACCACGAAAGAGGAUCGCAUCAGCAGCUGAUGAGGCAGAAGAAGGCGAGAAGAUCGAGCUGGACAAGGCUGAGGAGCAGAUAGAGGAGAAGAAGGCAAAGGAGGCUUCUGCUGAGCGACAGGCGCGAGAAGCUGGGAUGGCCGUGGCUCUUGGGUUUGCAGAGAAGAGGAAAGCCGAGGAGCCCAAUGAGGAAGGUGAGGAUCUCAGUGAGGAGGAAUCACCGGCAAAGAAGAGAGGAGUUGAUGAGUUUAGCAUCAACGAGAUCACGGUGAUGCCCCAUGGAGAUAGCAAUGCCUGGGAUGAGAUCGAGAACAUAGGCGAGCUCGAUAUGAAUGAUUGGGGACCAGAAGACCCCGACGGUUUGGAGACGGUGGAUGAUGAGCUGCAGGUCAUGGAUUUCGACCAGGAGGAGAUUCAAAGGAUGGAUGUGAAAGCCGAGGAGGAAGAGAUAUCGAGGCUUAAGGCGAUGCCUGCCUUGAUUGAGCUGCAGCCACAUGAGGAGAAUGACUACAACGAUAUCACCACCAAGAUGGUCAUCACUUGGAAGAAGAGAGAGGAGAAAGGCGGUUGGUUCAGAAGAGCCAGAUUGGUCGCCAGGAUGCUAUUGCACCUGGCGGCCUGCUGCCCCGAUCACUACGGAGUCCAGGUCAUCGAUGUCAAGGAUGCUUUCUUGAUGGUGCCUCAGCCGGAGGAUGAGAGAGCAUCGGUGACCUACAGAGGAAAGAGAUAUAAGCUGGUGAGGUGCCUUCCGGGGCAGAGGACCGCAGCGAACAGGUGGUAUAUCCACUUCAGGGAUGCUGCACGUGAGUUCGGCAUGGAGGACGACGUGAUGCAGCCUACCCUGAUGAAGCUGAACAGGGAGCUCUACAUAAGCUUGCACGUGGACGACCUCCUGAUGGUCGGCACUGAGGAGAAAAGGAGGGAGUUCAUGGAGUUCCUGAAUGACAAGGACUGGAAAUGUGAAGUGCAAGGGCCAUUCGACAUUGGCGAGAGCUUCGAGUACCUCAAGAGGAAGAUUGACCGGACCAACAAGGGCUUUGUGAUCAGGCCAGACCCCAAGCACAUCGAAGACAUAGCGCAGAAGGCCGACAUUAAGAUUGGCAACUACAAGAAGACCCCCGCGAGGAGCGACCUUGGGAAAAGAGAUGGCAGUGCAGAACUGUCGGAGGUGGAAACGUCGCAAUUCAGGUCGAUCGUGGGGAAGAUGCUGUACAUUGGAGGUGAACGGCCUGACUGCCAACAUGCCAUCAAUGCCUUGGCGGCAUGGAUGUCAAAGCCUACGAGGACGGCGUGGAGGCAUGCAGAGCACUUGGCAAGCUACUUGGUGGCCACGGAGUUCUACGGCUUACUCAUCAAAAGCAGCAGGUGCGGGAAGUCCAUGCUGGACAUGAGAGAAAUGCAGGAUGUGGAGGUGAAGAAAGUGCACUUGCUGGAGAUCGUGACGGAUAGCGACUACGCCGGAGAUCAGAACUCCAGGAAGAGCAUCACGAGCUUCCAGGUGUUCCUCGAUGGCAACCUCAUGGAAAGCAGAGUGAGAAGUCAGAAGAGCAUCUCACUGUCAAGUGGUGAGAGCGAGUACGUGGCCAUGGUGUCAGGAUGCAGCGAAGGACUUUUCCUUCGGCAUGUGUGGUCCUUCAUCAGGGGACACACACCAGCCCUGGUGUGCAGGUCAGACAGCAGUGCCGCCAGGGGAAUGUGCAGCCGUGUUGGGAUUGGCAGGACGCGUCACCUCGAUGCAGUCAUGAUGUGGCUGCAGCAGAAGUGCCACGAGAAGGUGAUCAGGGUGACGGCCAUCCCGACGAGCAUCAACAGCGCGGACAUUGGCACCAAGGCCCUGGCACGCGCUAGAAUGCGCGGGCUCAUGUUCAUGCUGAACAUGGUUGAUGAGGACAACCGCGAGAUUGGAGAGGACGAAUUCCACGAGAUCGAACGCAAGAUGAUGGCAGACAAGGGUGCCAAGAAAAUCCUGGGCACCUUGAAAGGCGAGUACCGCAUGGCUCUGGUGGUGGCUUUUGCCAACUUGGUUUCAGCCAACGGAGCUAAGGAGGAGGAAGAGCCCGAUGGAGCGGGGAGUGAAGACUGGAGUUGGAUGUUGCUGGCCAUUUUGGCCGGCAUUGGAGCCUUGAGCCUGGUCAGGUGGCUAUGGCUCUCCUUCAUCAUGUGGAUCAAGAAGGAGAUCAAGCGGAUGCCCGAGAAGGCAACGGCCCGGGAAUUUGAGGACAGCGAGCCGGAGGUGAGCGAGGCACGAAGGCCUAAGCAGGCCAGACUCCGGCACAAGACAAUCCGGAUCACGCCAACGGGCACCGUUUUCCACACGCACGAAAAGUGCCCCCACUACAAAGGUGGGCGGGCGCUUGGACAUUGUGCCAAAUGCUGUGGGUAUGAAGGCAGCAUGUCAGACUAG
This is a messenger RNA of Effrenium voratum, 5889 nucleotides long. Lineage: Eukaryota; Dinophyceae; Suessiales; Symbiodiniaceae. The record is from the annotation of a GenBank genome assembly.